Molecule: messenger RNA, 3870 nt
Organism: Chenopodium quinoa (quinoa)
Lineage: Eukaryota; Viridiplantae; Streptophyta; Magnoliopsida; Caryophyllales; Amaranthaceae
Product: villin-4-like
Exons: 25
Coding region: 503-3373 (956 amino acids)
Biological process (GO): cytoskeleton organization; actin filament severing
Molecular function (GO): actin filament binding
Source: RefSeq, a predicted model, not a curated record
AAAAAAACAAAAAACUAAAUCAACAAUUUCCCACACCUGUAAAUGAUUCGCUGUAAAAGAAUCCAAAAUGGCAAAUUACCCAUUUAUUAAUUUUACAUUAUUUGAUGUUUUUCCAUGUCACUUUCCUUAAUUAAUUUUCUUCAUCCUUAACCUCUCUUUCUCUCUCUAAAUCUGGGCACAUUUCAUUGAUUUUAAUUUCCAAAAAUCAUCUCUGUAUUGUAGGGGCCGUUAGUGAUAAGCACGCCUGGCACUCUCAUAAUUCCCUCCAAACGCCUUUCUCUCUCUUCCUCUCUUUCUCUUUCCUUACUUUCUCUCUCUUCCCAAAACCAUUCAAGGGUCUUCAUUUCACAAUUUCAUCAUCAAAGGUUGAAUCUUUUUGAACUGUUGCAGAUUUUUUAGCUUUGGAUUUCUACCCUCUUCUUGUAAUAAGGUUUUUUUUUUCUGCUACUUGAUUCAAAAGUUCUGCUGUUGAUCUAUUCAAAAAUUUAUUAAUUCCUACAGUAUGUCUGUUUCCCUGAGAGAUCUUGAUCCAGCAUUCCAGGGAGCCGGUCAAAAGGCAGGAUUGGAAAUAUGGCGCAUUGAGAAUUUUCGUCCUGUACGUGUCCCAAACUCAUCCUAUGGGAAGUUUUACACGGGAGAUUCUUACAUUGUAUUGAAGACAACAGCAUUAAAGAGUGGUGCAUUGCGUCAAGAUAUACAUUAUUGGCUUGGUAAAGAUACUUCUCAAGAUGAAGCUGGUGCUGCGGCUGUAAAAACUGUGGAGUUAGAUGCCGCUUUGGGAGGUCGCGCUGUUCAAUAUAGAGAAGUGCAGGGCCAUGAAACUGAGAAGUUUCUUUCAUAUUUUAAACCAUGUAUCAUUCCCCUGGAAGGGGGAGUUGCAUCUGGUUUCAAGCAUCAUGAAGCUGAAGAAUAUAAGUCACGCCUUUAUGUCUGCCGAGGGAAACAUGUAGUUCAUGUAAACGAGGUUCCUUGCGCCCGAUCCUCUUUAAAUCACGAUGAUAUAUUCAUUUUGGACACUGAAUCAAAAAUCUUUCAAUUUAAUGGCUCCAACUCUUCCAUUCAAGAGAGAGCUAAAGCAUUGGAAGUUGUUCAGUAUAUUAAAGACAACAAUCAUCAUGGAAAAUGUGAUAUAGCUGCAAUUGAGGAUGGGAAACUGAUGGCUGAUGCUGAAUCCGGUGAAUUUUGGGGGUUUUUUGGUGGGUUUGCUCCGUUACCAAGGAAAACAGCUAGUGAAGGUCCCAAGAGUGCUGAUCCUACUCCUGCCAAGCUUUUCCGCGUUGAGAAGGGACAGGCAGAACCAGAAGAAGCUGAUUCAUUAACAAGGGAUAUGUUAAAUACAAAUAAAUGCUAUAUUCUGGACUGUGGAUCUGAGGUUUUCGUAUGGAUAGGAAGAAGUACCACUCUUGAUGAGAGAAAAAGUGCAAGUGGGGCAGCAGAAGAAUUGCUUCGGAGCCUUGACCGACCAAAGUCUCAUAUAAUUCGUGUAAUUGAGGGAUUUGAGACAGUGGCCUUCAAAACAAAUUUUGAUUCAUGGCCUCCAACUGCUGAGGUUGCUGUAUCAGAAGAUGGAAGAGGCAAGGUUGCUGCUCUUCUCAAACGCCAGGGUGUCAAUGUAAAGGGCCUUGUGAAAGCUGAACCUGCAAAGGAUGUGCCUCAAGUUUACAUUGACUGCACAGGAAAUUUGCAGGUUUGGCGUGUAAAUGGUAGUAAGAAGAGUCUCCUCUCUGCUUCUGAUCAGUCAAAGUUCUACAGUGGAGACAGCUACAUCUUUCAGUAUUCUUACCCUGGAGAAGAUAAGGAGGAACAACUUAUCGGAACAUGGAUUGGGAAGCAAAGCAUUGAGGAGGAACAAAUAUCAGCCACAACCCUGGCUAGCAAGAUGGUAGAAACCAUGAAGUUUGUACCAACUCAGGCUCGAUUUUACGAAGGAAGUGAGCCGAUCCAGUUCUUUGCCAUCUUUCAAAGUUUUAUUGUUUUCAAGGGUGGACUAAGUGAAGGAUACAAAAAGUACAUUGCUGAGAAGGAGGUUCCUGAUGACACAUACACAGAAGAUGGAGUUGCUUUGUUUCGAGUUCAGGGUUCUGGACCUGAGAAUAUGCAAGCUAUUCAAGUAGAUCCGGUACCAUCAUCUUUAAAUUCUUCAUACUGUUACAUAUUGCAUAGUGGCUCCACUGUAUUUUCUUGGUCCGGAAAUCUCACGUCAGCAGAGGAUCAGGAACUUGUUGAGAGGCAGUUGGAUAUUAUCAAGCCAAACUUGCAGUGCAAAACACAAAAAGAAGGAGCAGAAUCUGAACUGUUCUGGCAGUUGCUAGGAGAGAAAUCCGAAUACCCAAGCCAGAAGAUUGCCAGAGAACCUGAAAAUGAUCCUCAUUUAUUUUCUGUCCACUUUUCUAAAGGAGUUUUGAAGGUGGCAGAAAUAUAUAACUUCUCUCAGGAUGAUCUAAUGACUGAAGAUAUAUUUAUAUUGGAUUGUCACUCGGAUAUAUUUGUGUGGGUCGGACAACAAGUGGAUUCCAAGACCAAAAUGCAAGCUUUGACUAUUGGGGAGAAAUUUGUGGAACGUGAUUUUCUUCUAGAGAAGCUCUCCCCUAAAGUGCCUAUAUACGUGGUCAUGGAAGGGGGCGAACCCCCUUUCUUCACUCGAUUUUUUACAUGGGACGCGGAAAGAUCAACUAUUCAUGGUAACUCUUUCCAGAGAAAAUUAUUAUCACUAAAGAAUGGAGGGACCCCCUCAGUGAAUAAACCAAAGAGGAGAACACCUGUAUCAUAUGGGGGAAGGUCCAGUGUGCCAGAUAAAUCUCAGGGCCGUUCAAGGAGUAUGUCUUUCAGCCCAGACCGUGUGCGGGUGAGAGGCAGGUCUCCUGCAUUUAAUGCACUUGCUGCUACUUUUGAGAGCCAAAAUACCAGAAAUCUUUCAACACCACCUCCGGUUGUUAGAAAGCUUUAUCCAAAAUCAGUCACCCCUGAUUCCGCCAAUUCAGCUCCAAAAGCUGCUGCUAUUGCAGCACUUACUUCAACUUUUGAGCAAACUCCACGAGAGCCUAUUAUUAUACCCCGCUCUCGUAAAGUGAAUUCAGAAUCUCCUAAAGAAACACCAAAGCCGGAAUCAAAUUCCAAGGAGAAUUCCAUGGGUAGCAUACAAGAGGAUUCCAAGGAGGAUGAGGCUGAAGAUGAGGAGGGACUCACCAUAUACCCAUAUGAACGUUUGAAAACAAUAUCAACUGAUCCUAUUUCUGAUAUUGAUGUCACUAAGCGGGAGACUUACCUCUCUGCAGCGGAGUUCAAGGAAAAAUUCGGGAUGGCAAAAGAAGCUUUCUAUAAGCUACCUAAGUGGAAGCAGAAUAAGCUAAAAAUGGCCUUGCACUUGUUUUGAGCAUCGUCAGCAGGUCUCAGUUUUCUCUGGAAUUGCGUAUUGAAGGAUCUUGCCUUAUGAAUCUUGAUACUUCAUUCAUCUUGGUGUGAAGGGACAGCAUCAGUGUUUUUAGGCUGCUUCUGCUCCCAAUAACUUGCCCUUUUUUGUUUUUUGUAAUAGAUGGGUUAUUAGAAAUUUAUUUGACGAAAAUAUUUUUUUCUCCAAUCCCUGCACCGGAGCAGCUGGUUUGGUACGUAGUUUUGGUUCAAUUUAGCGACGUCAUAUUCUUUAGGUCACAGCAUGGUUGUGAGCUUGCAUUUUUGUUUUGAUUCCAUUCGGGUCUUUGUUGAAGAUUUAUUGAGGAAUUAUAGGAUUUUUAAUGUCAGUGCCAUUUAGGUUGUACUGAAGAGCCAAGGGGUUAAAGGUUUGUACAGAAGAGUGUAAAAAUCUAGUCAUGAGUUAAAUCAUUUUUUUUUUUAAUAAUAAUAAGGUGUGUAUUUUUCUCUUAUAAUAUUUCA